CUCUUGCUCAUCCAUCUUGCCCUCCCACCAAGCAUAACUUUAUCGAUACCCGGUGGCCAACCCGCUAAUUUAUUUUUAUCCCUUUCACCACAUUCAAAAUGUCUAACCUUCCCUCUGAGCCCGAGUUCGAGCAGGCCUACAAGGAGUUGGCCUACACUCUCGAGAACUCCUCCCUUUUCCAGAAGCACCCCGAGUACCGCACCGCCCUCACCGUUGCCUCCAUCCCCGAGCGUGUCAUUCAGUUCCGUGUUGUCUGGGAGGACGACAACGGCAACGUCCAGGUCAACCGCGGUUACCGUGUCCAGUUCAACUCCGCCCUCGGUCCCUACAAGGGUGGUCUCCGUCUCCAUCCCUCCGUCAACCUUUCCAUUCUCAAGUUCCUCGGUUUCGAGCAGAUCUUCAAGAAUGCCCUUACUGGCCUGAGCAUGGGUGGUGGCAAGGGUGGUGCCGACUUCGACCCCAAGGGCAAGAGCGACGCUGAGAUCCGUCGCUUCUGCUGCGCUUUCAUGGCCGAGCUUCACAAGCACAUUGGUGCCGAUACCGAUGUCCCCGCUGGUGAUAUCGGUGUUGGUGGCCGCGAGAUCGGCUACAUGUUCGGUGCCUACCGCAAGGCCGCGAACCGUUUCGAGGGUGUCCUUACUGGCAAGGGCCUCUCCUGGGGUGGUUCGCUCAUUCGCCCUGAGGCCACUGGUUACGGUCUCGUCUACUACGUCGGCCACAUGCUCGAGUACUCUGGCGCUGGCUCCUACGCUGGCAAGCGCGUUGCCCUCUCCGGUUCUGGCAACGUCGCCCAGUACGCCGCCCUCAAGCUCAUUGAGCUAGGCGCCACCGUUGUCUCCCUCUCCGACUCCAAGGGUGCCCUUGUCGCCACUGGCGAGUCCGGCAUCACUGUUGAGGACAUCAACGCCAUCAUGGCCAUCAAGGAGGCCCGUCAGUCUCUUACCACCUUCCAGCACGCUGGCCACGUCAAGUGGAUCGAGGGCGCCCGCCCCUGGCUUCACGUUGGCAAGGUUGACAUCGCUUUUCCUUGCGCUACCCAGAACGAGGUCUCCAAGGAGGAGGCUGAGGGUCUCCUUGCCGCCGGCUGCAAGUUCGUCGCCGAGGGUUCCAACAUGGGCUGCACUCUCGAGGCCAUCGAGGUCUUUGAGAACAACCGCAAGGAGAAGAAGGGCGAGGCCGUCUGGUACGCCCCCGGCAAGGCCGCCAACUGUGGUGGUGUUGCCGUUUCCGGUCUCGAGAUGGCUCAGAACAGCCAGCGCCUCAACUGGACUCAGGCUGAGGUUGACGAGAAGCUCAAGGACAUCAUGAAGAACGCCUUCUUCAACGGUCUCAACACUGCCAAGACCUACGUCGAGGCUGCUGAGGGCGAGCUUCCUUCCCUCGUUGCCGGCUCCAACAUUGCUGGUUUCGUCAAGGUUGCCCAGGCCAUGCACGACCAGGGUGACUGGUGGUCCAAGAACUAAACGGUCUCUUUUGACCGUUUAAUGAGAAUGGAAGGGGGAAAAAAAAGGAAGUCUUUAUGAUGGGAACUGAGCAAUGAAAAUCACGGGCCGGAGUUGGGGUUUGCCAUGCUAUCUUACCGAGCAGGCUUGGGUUUUUUUUGGCGUUUGAGUUUAUUUUAGAUGGAGGCGGGUUUGAUGACUUUCCAUGUACAUAUACCAUUGGUGAAUUCAUAUCCUACCUGUCGAUUCACACAAAGCUUGACUUUCUUG
Neurospora tetrasperma FGSC 2508 is the source of this 1712-nucleotide messenger RNA. RefSeq names its product NADP-specific glutamate dehydrogenase. Gene Ontology annotation, molecular function: L-glutamate dehydrogenase (NADP+) activity. The transcript has 3 exons. Gene Ontology annotation, cellular component: cytosol. The record is from RefSeq and is a predicted model, not a curated record. NCBI's taxonomy places the organism in Eukaryota, Fungi, Ascomycota, Sordariomycetes, Sordariales, Sordariaceae. Bases 99 to 1463 code for a protein of 454 amino acids.